Molecule: messenger RNA, 756 nt
Organism: Protopolystoma xenopodis
Lineage: Eukaryota; Metazoa; Platyhelminthes; Monogenea; Polystomatidea; Polystomatidae
Source: the annotation of a GenBank genome assembly
AUGGUUUCAACACAGGUUUCCUCAUCCAACUGCACAAUUGCUCUGUUGGACAGAUUGUCGAAACUUAUUUUGGUCCAUGCUAUCAGGUCAUGCUCUUUGGGUCAGCUGCCUGCCUCUGAGGCGGAAAGACUCUAUCCAGGAUUGCAAAAAUGUGUAGAUGGACUUCAUCAAGGUAUAUCUGACUAUCGGAUCGAGCUGGAAUCUCAACUCGAUUCAUCAACAUGUGAUCGGGCAUUUUUCCGAACCCUUCUAGACUUUCGUGGUCGUCUUCUUUCUUGGCUUCAUUUGUUCGCUUUUCAACCCCUUGGUAGGCCUGGAAUCGAUUGGCAAGCUCGGCUUGAGUUCCAUCAUUCGCGUGCUGGAUUCGAUCUUAUGGCCUUUCGAACAUCUGCUUCAGAAAGACAUUUUUUCUCCCGUUUACAUGCCCGCCUUUCACGACCAUUGCCUAUUACCACUUGUCAAUUAAGACAACUUAGUCUUAUUCCAACUCACAUUCCUUCGAUGAUCUUAGCUCAAUUUUCUGAUUUAGCCUGCUUUAUCAAAGAUGCCAUUUCCAAGAGAGAAGAUCUUAUGUCUCAUGCCACCCAGGUUGAAAACCUGGACAACGAUAGAAGUACUGGUAUGGUUCAAAAUUUUGACCUUUCUCCUGAUCAAGUCAAAAAUGAUUCCGCCUAUGAGGCCGAUCAACUAUCUCAGAUUAUCUUAGCUCCUUUGGUUGGACUUAUUAUUUCGCAUCUUUGGAAUAGGUAUGUUUAA